Messenger RNA from Salpingoeca rosetta, 2090 nucleotides. RefSeq lists its product as uncharacterized. Bases 156 to 1868 code for a protein of 570 amino acids. The record is from RefSeq and is a predicted model, not a curated record. The transcript has 14 exons. Lineage: Eukaryota; Choanoflagellata; Craspedida; Salpingoecidae.
GAUUUUUGCGCCAAACAAACAACAACACCCAUCAGCAGGGCAAAAACCGCUGUGUCCGUGUCGAAGUGGUCGACAGCUCACACGUUCUUGGAGCGAGGUGUGGCUCACUUGCAAGGCAACAGCAAUUACAAAGCAGCAACAUCAUCAACAGGGCCAUGGACGUGGCGGAAGAUGUCGCAGGCUGGGAUGAAGCCAUGUUUGUGCACAAGCUGGACAAUCUCCUUCGCUGUCCCAUCUGCCUGCUGGGCAUCCGUGAUGCCUCCAUGUGUCCAUCGCAGCACAUCUUCUGUGACGCCUGUCUCCGUCGCUCCGUCUCCAUCCAACGCAGGUGUCCUGUGUGCAAAGACUUCCUUACUGAAAGCCGCAUUCAGCCGGCUCGGUUUGUUCGGCACAUGGUCGACAAGCUGGAGGUGUACUGUGACAACAAGCAUGACGGAUGCGCCGAGACCACCACCAUCGAACGGCGAACGCAGCACCUAUCACGCUGCCUCUUCAAAAAGGUUGAGUGUCCCAAUGACGGCUGUGCUGUGCUGCUGCGCGCACAUGAGGUGGAAGCACAUCGAGAGGUUUGCCCGAUGGAGACUGUGCACUGCGAAAACAAAUGCUGCCGCUCCCGCAUCAGGCGGAUGGACGUUGCGAGCCACUCGUGCUACGAUUCGCUGGCUGCGAAAUGGGAGCAGGAGCGCAAGGAGUUGGAGGUGGCGCAUCGCGAACGCGAGAGGCAGCUCGAGGAGCGAUUUGAGCGGCGGCUGCGGGAAAUGGAGGACCGGUUGCUCGCGUGUGUUCACGCUGCUCUUUCCGCCGCGGGCUGUGGUACCAUCAUGUCAGAUGUUGCCGUCGACAAGCAGAUGGCGGAAGCGAAUGGAAUCCGGUGGGAAUCACAGCGAAAACUCUUUCUGCCCAUCAACGGACCCCGCAUCCUCCUCUCCACACCAUUCUCAUCCGGGGUUGCAACGUGGCGGUGGCGGAUGUCUGGCAACAGCUCGUUUGAGUUUGGUGUUGUCGCCGAUUGCAUUGAGACAGACAUCAACAACGCGCUGCAUACCCGCGGCCAAACGGGCUUCGCCUCUGCGAGCACCUGUGGGAGUUCGCUGCCGUGCACGCUGAGCAUUGACAGCGGCUCUGUUGUUGAGUUUCGGUGCUGUGCGACGACUGGUGACGCCGUGUGCUACAUUGGCCAGCGCCGCGUGUUCCAGGCAAAGGUCGACGUGCACAGAAGCGCCCGCACUUACAGUGGUCUCCGCCUAGCAGCCACACUCUGGCACGGGACGCGCAUGGAGCGGCUGCCGCUGUCGCCGACGGAGCUCGUGGUCCAUCCGCCACUUUCGUCUGCUGCGCGCACAUCCGCAAUCAACAACGCGGCGCCAGGUUCACACGUGCUCAAUCGUGACGAUGGCGGUGGCAGCCGUGAUGGCGAUGAAGACAAUAACGACGAUGCCGAUGGUGAUGAUGACGCGCGUGCUGAUGAUGAUUAUGAUGAUGAUGAUGACGAUGAUGAUGAUGAUGAUGAUGAUGAUGAUGACGAUGAUGAUGACGAGCUGGAUGUGAAUGUUGAGGAUGAUGAGGCGAUAGGUCCUGUGCUUUUGUACGGCGAUCGUGUCAUGGAUGAGGACGAUGACUGCGAACACGUGACCGCCCAUGCAGAGUGUAUCAUCUGCACCAGCUGCCUCACUUGCUCAGGCUACGGUGCGCGGUGCUGUGUGAGCGGCCCGCGUCGACCCCCAGAUGUCGCAGGACAGGAGUGCGGCUGCGGCCCAGGACGAUCCGGCUGCCUCAGAUGUGGCCGGUGCGACACGUGUAUCCGCACACGUGCACCCCGGAACCCCAUUGCCGUCGCGGCGUGGCGCUCACUCCACCCACAUCGAUGAGCAAACGCACCGCCUCACCAACAACACAAACAGUUUUGUUGUCUCAUCGCUGUGUAUGUCCAUUUGAUGCGUCGAACGCCUGCCCUGUUCUGAUUACUCCCACAGUCCAGCCCCUCUGUUCCAGCCCCCUAUCCACCUCUUGUUGCCCGCGUUAAUGACACGAUCCAAUCAUGGCAUGGCGAUGAUUUACUUGUUGUUACAUCAGUAAAGCGUGACACGCAG